Messenger RNA from Candoia aspera, 3301 nucleotides. It is a transcript of the gene PIWIL1, whose product is annotated as piwi like RNA-mediated gene silencing 1. Gene Ontology annotation, molecular function: protein binding; RNA endonuclease activity; piRNA binding. The transcript has 22 exons. The record is from RefSeq and is a predicted model, not a curated record. Gene Ontology annotation, cellular component: P granule. Lineage: Eukaryota; Metazoa; Chordata; Lepidosauria; Squamata; Candoiidae. Gene Ontology annotation, biological process: regulatory ncRNA-mediated gene silencing. The coding region runs from base 1 to 3228 and encodes 1075 amino acids.
AUGGGUCCCAAGGGACAAAGGGACUCAGCCGAGUCAGGGCCGCCGCACGAUGGGUGGACCGCGGCCCGUCUUCAGGACCGAUACUUCCCCAAAACCGGGGUCAGCGAAGACCACCCUCGGCACAGCAUCCCCGUUUCCCACGUCUCCGGCUGCAAGAAGGAUUCCUGGAGUUUUUCUGCCACCUGCUGGAUGUGUCUGGCCGUGCAGAAGUUAUCAGACGCGUGUAUCUGUGCGUGCCUGGAAGAGGGCAUCUCUCAGUACCGAAGCGGGCUCGGCUUCCCCCUGGAUGGGUCAAGCGAGGAAAUCCCAAAUCGUAGGAAAUCCAGUGGAAUCCCCCAGGAAUUCAGUAGCCAAGAGCUUCUGUGGUGCUCCGGGAAAAAUGCUCAAACUCACCCGGAAAGCGACCAGGCGCAGGGCAAAGCUGGACGCCGCCGUCACACGCCUCCGGAAAAGGGGAGGGAGCACACGAGACGCCGCGUCGCCAAUCGGAGCCCAGCGCGCGCGCUUUGUCUCAAAGAGCACGAGGGAGAGAAGCUCGCCGUCUUCCUCCGAGAGCGGGAAGGCGGAGCCCCUGGGGAGAAAAAAAUAGUCCCGAUAUUUUCCUUCCCGGACGCGCUUCGGCUGCCUCGGCUUCGGGGACCGGUGGCGCUGCCGGACUCCGAGCGGAAGGAGCCUUUCUCCGAAAGGCGCAAAAGGCGGCGGCGGCGGCCGGUUCCACUCCCUCUGUAUGGCCAAGCGAAGCCCCAGCUGCCUCAGGCAGAGCUACCAGGAGAAGGGGACAGGGUUGGGCGUGGCCGACAAAGAAGGGGACCUAUUGACCCCAGAUCACAAGAACUUCAUAUUUCCGCUGGCUUUCAAGAAAUGACUUUGGGAGAAAGAGGUGGGCACCGCAGAGAGUACCAUGACCUUGGUGUCAACACCCGUCAGUUGAUGGAACAUGUUAGAGAAUCCAAAACAGGUGUGUCAGGGACUUUAAUAAAAUUAAGUGCCAACUACUUUCGGCUGACUUCUCGCCCGCAGUGGGCUUUGUACCAGUACCACAUUGACUACAACCCACAGAUGGAAGCCCGACGUCUUCGUGCAGCCUUGCUGUUCCAACACGAGGAUUUAAUUGGCAGGACACAUGCUUUUGAUGGCACCAUUUUGUUUUUACCGAAGAAGCUGGAAAAUAAGGUUACAGAGGUGGUCAGCCAGACACGGCAAGGAGAGAUUGUGAAGAUUACCAUCACAUUAACCAACGAGCUUCCAACAACUUCACCAACUUGCCUGCAGUUUUACAACAUUAUUUUUAAAAGAUUGUUGAAAAUAAUGAACUUACAGCAGAUUGGACGAAAUUAUUACAACCCAAGUGACCCGAUCAGUAUCCCUAAGCACAGGCUGAUGAUUUGGCCCGGCUUUACCACUUCCAUUCUGCAGUACGAGACGAGCAUCAUGCUGUGCACGGACGUGACCCACAAGGUUCUCAGAAGCGAGACCGUUCUGGAUUUUAUGUACACCAUGUACGGACAAGUCGGGGAACAGCAGUUCCAGGAAGUCUGCAUGAAAGAGCUCAUCGGUCUGAUUGUCCUUACCCGCUACAACAACAAAACAUACCGGGUGGACGACAUCAGUUGGGAUUCCAACCCGCAAGACGUCUUCAGAAAGGCUGACGGAACUCAGAUCAGCUUUGUGGACUACUACAAGAUGCAAUACAACCAAGAGAUCAGCGACUUGAAUCAGCCCGUUUUGAUUAGUCAGCCGAAGAAGAAGAGAGGCCCAGGAGGUGUCUUGACAGGACCGGUGAUACUUAUCCCUGAACUCUGCUAUCUUACAGGCCUGACUGAUAAGAUGCGAAGCGAUUUUAAUGUAAUGAAAGAUUUGUCUGUUCACACGAGGCUUGCGCCAGAACAAAGAAUGCGUGAAGUUGGACAGCUCAUCAGUUACAUUAAUAAAGAUGACAGCGUUCAGAAAGAGCUACGAGAUUGGGGACUAAGCUUUGAACCUAACUUGCUUUCCUUUUCGGGGAGAGUGGUCCAAUCCGAAAAGAUCCAUCAGGGAGGGAAAGUGUUUGACUACAAUCCGCACCUCGCAGAUUGGUCCAAAGAAACGAGGGGAACGCCUCUUACCAGCGUAAAGCCAUUAGAUAACUGGCUGCUGAUAUACACUCGCCGGAAUUACGAUGCUGCCAACGCCUUGGUCCAAAAUCUUUUCAAAGUCACACCAGCGAUGGGCAUAAGAAUGAACAAAGCCAUAAUGGUUGAAGUCGAGGACAGAACAGAGGCGUACUUGAGAACCUUGAAGCAGAAGAUCGUCUCCGAUACCCAGAUGGUGGUCUGUCUCCUGUCCAGUAACCGUAAAGACAAAUACGACGCAAUCAAGAAAUACUUGUGUACUGACUGUCCCACUCCAAGCCAGUGUGUCCUUGCGCGCACAUUGAGCAAGCCUCAAACCUUGAUGGCCAUAGCCACGAAAAUUGCCUUACAGAUGAACUGUAAGAUGGGGGGCGAGCUCUGGAGUGUUGAAAUCCCACUGAGACAACUCAUGAUUGUGGGAAUCGACUGUUACCAUGACACCAUUGCUGGGCGGCGAUCGAUUGCAGGAUUUGUCGCUAGCUUGAAUCAGGGCAUGACCCGCUGGUAUUCACGCUGUGUGCUUCAAGAUCGCGGACAGGAACUUGUGGAUGGACUCAAAGUUUGCUUACAAGGGGCCCUAAGGACUUGGUAUACCUACAACAACCACAUGCCUUCUCGUAUCAUUGUGUACCGGGACGGUGUGGGCGAUGGCCAGCUAAAAACCUUGGUGAGCUAUGAAGUCCCACAGUUUUUGGAGUGUUUGAAAACAGUUGGGAAAGACUAUAGCCCCAAACUAACGGUGAUAGUGGUAAAGAAGCGUGUGAACAACAGAUUUUUUGCCCAAAUUGAUGGAAGACUGGACAAUCCACCCCCUGGCACAGUGAUUGAUGUAGAAGUUACCAGACCAGAGUGGUACGACUUCUUCAUUGUGAGUCAGUCGGUGAGAAGUGGCACAGUUUCACCCACACAUUACAACGUAAUCUAUGACAGCAGUGCGCUGAAGCCUGACCACAUGCAGCGGCUAACGUACAAGCUGUGCCACAUGUAUUACAAUUGGCCGGGAGUCAUUAGAGUGCCUGCCCCGUGCCAGUAUGCUCAUAAGCUAGCUUUCCUCGUGGGUCAAAGUAUCCACAGAGAGCCGAACUUAAUCCUCUCAGAGAAUCUGUAUUAUCUGUGAGUCUGGAAGAGGAGGUGGUGUAACGGAUGGGAAGGAGAAUUUGGACCAGAAGGAGAUUUUUUGUAAAAAAACA